This is a messenger RNA of Ctenocephalides felis (cat flea), 2807 nucleotides long. Its product is annotated as limulus clotting factor C-like. Gene Ontology annotation, molecular function: G protein-coupled receptor activity; serine-type endopeptidase activity. The transcript has 16 exons. NCBI's taxonomy places the organism in Eukaryota, Metazoa, Arthropoda, Insecta, Siphonaptera, Pulicidae. Gene Ontology annotation, biological process: proteolysis. The record is from RefSeq and is a predicted model, not a curated record. The coding region runs from base 220 to 2637 and encodes 805 amino acids. Gene Ontology annotation, cellular component: membrane.
AUCAGAGUCACAGAGGGUGCAAUACGAAAGUAAAUAUGCAGUUGUGACUCAGUCACUAACAAACCUUCGUGGAGGUUUUGUUGGGAUACGUUCCAAGAUGACAAAAUAAUCCGCAAAUAAUUAAUGAAUCCGCAAAUACAGAAUGGCAUUUUAUGUGCAAUUGUACAGGAUACGUUCCAAGAUGACAAAAUGAUCCGCAAAUGAUCAAUAAAUCCGUAAAUGCGGGAUGGCAUUUUAUAUGGAGUUGCGGGGGAUACGUUCCAAGUAAUAUCAUCCAGCGCGCAGCAACCUCAAAGAACAUGCACCGAAUUAAAGUCUGACACUCUGGACAUCCAAUGUCAAAGAGGAUUUCGCUCGGUGCCCUGCACCAGCCGUAUGCAGCCCGGGACCAGGGCAAACUUGGCGUGCAAACCAGGAUUCCAGUUGCACAAAGAACCAGAGUUCUCGCAAAUUAAUUGCGGAAAUGAUGGGAUUUGGGAUAAUUGUCUGUUUUCUUGCGAACCAGAAUGUGGUAAUCCAACACCGAUUGAAACUGUUUUUAAUUCGGACCCACCUGUAACAUACUUAGCAGGUCAAUAUCCAUGGUAUGCAAUGUUGUUCACCCGAAGGGAAGAUUUAUUCAAAGGACAAUUUCUAUUCAGUUGUGGGGGCUCAAUUAUCAACUCACGAAUGAUAGUUACAACUGCUUAUUGCGCUCAUAAGCCAGAAAUCGAUUUGGAUGAUCAGAGAGUUGUUGUGGGAUCUAGUGUAUUUCGGUUUAAUAAAACAGAGGAUAUUUAUGCUCAGCAUUACGAAAUAGAAAAAGUCAUCGUUCCUAAAGGAUUUGAUAUUAAAAAAGAAGGCAAUCCAAAUAAUAUAGCAAUUAUUCUAGUUAAAGGAAAGUUCACCUUCAGUGAUAUAAUUAAGCCGAUUUGUUUAGAAAGACAUUUUAAUGGACCCAUAGAAGAGCCAGAAGGAGAAAUAGGAUACGUACCAGGAUAUAGUACUGAUAGACAAACUCUUGAUACUGUACGAUUUGUGUAUAAUGUAUCAUUGGCAUAUAUUUCCAAUACAAGUUGCAGAAAUUUUGAAUAUCCCUUUAAAAGAUUUUAUCAAUCUUAUGAUAAAUUCUGUGCAGGAAACCUAAGUUUUGGAUAUGAAAUACCAUUUGGAUUUUUGGGUGGUGGAUAUUUUGUUCCUGACUACAAGUCGUUUGAACCCGUGUACUUUUUAAAAGGAGUCGCUUCCGCCUAUGGUAGAUCCGUCAACUUUUUUGGCAUAACUGAUAUAAAGAUACAUCUACCGUGGAUUUUAGUGCAAGAGAAAAAUCAUCUCCAACAAAAUGAAAAGCUUCCUGAAUUUUGUGGUCCAGCAUUCCGAGCCAACGCAUCUGCGCUAUUGACAAGUUCUGUUCAUUGUAAACUGCCUGCAAAACCAAAUAAUGGGCGAUAUUUUGUCGGAGGACAGAGUUCUGAUCCCGAACCAGGAACUCCAAUUGGUGAAUGGUCUGUUCUUAAAUAUAAAUGUGAUCCUGGUUAUUCUUUGAGUGGCAGUGAAACCAUAUUUUGCGUAGGGGGUUCUUGGAGUUCUAUACCAUUAUGUCGAAAAAUGUGUAAGCCGCUUACUUCAACUAGUGUGGACAUAUAUUGCACAAACAAGAAUGAAGAAGUGCCAUGUGAAAAUCCAAUGCCGGCAGGAACCACGGCAGAUUUAACUUGUAAAAAAGGAUACACACUUUACUAUGCACCUGACAAUACUAGAAUAACUUGUGAUAUUGAUGGAACUUGGAAUUCCAGUCCCUUUAAAUGCACGCCAGAAUGUGGUCUUGCUACUCCAAAAGGCCAUGGUUUGGUCAUAGGCGGGCAAAAAGUUAAAGUUGGCGAUUUUCCUUGGCAUGCAGGAAUUUAUGAAAAAAAUGAAACAAAUUAUAAAUACAAUAAACAAAUAUGCGGUGGAUCCAUAAUCAAUGCAAAAACGAUUAUAUCUGCUGCUCAUUGCUUCUAUCCGACUGGUGGUACGGAACCUUAUGACAAAUCAAGAUUUGUCGUGGCCGUGGGAAAGAUUUACAGAGGUUGGUUUGACGAUCGUGAUGUGUUUGCUCAACGCAAUAAUAUAGACCAGCUUCUCAUACCCCCUACUUAUGACGAUUUGAUUGGAAACUACGCUCAAGAUAUUGCUCUAAUUAUCACGCAAUUCUCGAUGACGUUUUCUCCAUUUGUACGACCCAUUUGUAUACAAUGGACAUUCAGGGGACAGGAGGAAGAGUUGAGGCCGAACACACCUGGAAUUGUAUCCGGCUGGGGUUUGACGACUGAGAAUGGUGAGCCAAGUGAAGAACUCAAAUCCAUAACUCUUCCAAGUGUUCCCCGAUACGCAUGCCGCGAGAAUUUUCCGGCCGAUUUCCGUCCAUAUUUGACGCCCGGAAAAUUCUGUGCAGGAUAUCAGAACGGUAGCAGCGUCUGUCAAGGGGACAGCGGCGGCGGCCUUUGUUUUCCUCGGGCAUUGGACCAAAAUACAACCGUAUACUUUCUCAGGGGCGUUGUUUCCGUAGGGCCAACUCGGGAUGGAUCAUGCGACUCUAACCAAUAUACUGUUUUCACCAGCGUCCUGGCGAAUUUGGAAUGGCUCAAGACUCACAGAGCCCAUUUAAGCGUUUAAUUAAGGUGAUCAUACGUUCCAAUAAUUGUACUGGAUUGAGAUCUUUUAUGCCUGAUUGUCUGUUUUUCAAAAAUUAAUAAGCAAAUUAACAAAAAUUAUGCCAACAUACGAACUAGUACUAAUAAUUUCAAAUUAUGAAGAAAAUUGAAUAACAUUUUAUAGAAGGCUGA